GCUCUCACUCCCCCACCUCCACCCAGCACCUGCCCCGGUCCAGGCUCACCCCCUACCCCUCCACCUGGUCAGUGGUGGCUUGGCCUCCUCUCAGCCCUUCCACCCCUCCUGGCUGUACACAACCUCAAGCUAACGGAACUCAAACUGGUGGAGGAAGGCCUGCCCUGUCCCUCCCAGCCCCUGCCUCUCCCUCCCUACUCCCAGCCUCACUGGACCACUUUCAAGUCCUGCAGUGCUCCAGGCUCCGUCUUCAUGCCUCCAGGCCUUUGCACGUGCUGGUCCCUCUCCCAUUUUCCUGGUUAACUCCUCCACCGCCAUCCGAGCUAGACUCUUCCCCUGGAGAGUGUCCCAGUUAGCACCACCCCACAACACACACACACACCAACAUACACUCCCCACAUCACAGGGACCACAUCCCACACAGGCACAGACACACUGCAUGACACAGAUCACAGGCACAAAGGUGCAUGCUCUAGCAUGCAUGCGUGCACACACACACUCACACUCACACUCCAUAUGCCAAUACACUUAUCCCCCCAUCCCCACAUCACACAGACCGUUCAACACACUCCUCACAUGCUCUGGCCAUACAGUAAAUACACACAGACCACAGAGCUCGUGUCUGGGCUGCCCUGCUGCCCUCCUCUGGGCUCCUGCCCCCAGCCUCUGCAUUUACCCCCCAUUAAGGGCAGGCACCCAUCCAUCUCCAUUUGCCUCCAUUUCAGCUCAGGGCCCUGCACCAAGUCUCUCCCAGUUAUUGUGACCCGGACUCCUCCCACAGUCACCACUGUCACAGUCCCACCUCCUUCAAGGUCUCAAACACCCCUCCCCUGUUUCUGGCAGGAGCCAUCCUCACUCCCUCUAUUGCCUCUCCAGGCCCAGACUUCACCCUCAGGUCACCCUCACCUGGACUUUGGGGUGCCCCACACCCCGCCCCAGGCCCUGGCCUCUGGAAUAUUUGGAAACUGGAACUGGGCCAGAGGCUUAAGCUCACAUCUGUCUGGAGCCUCAACUUUCUCCUCUGUAAAAUGGGCUAACACUGAAAGAACCUUGCAGAAUCCCAGCAACGUCACAGUGGACAUUGUUAGCACAGCCAGCAGCUCCUGCUGGGCUGAGUUUGUGGGUAACCCAAGCCUCGGCAGGUACGGUUCCUCCCUCAGGUGAGCG
Molecule: messenger RNA, 1167 nt
Organism: Symphalangus syndactylus (siamang)
Lineage: Eukaryota; Metazoa; Chordata; Mammalia; Primates; Hylobatidae
Source: RefSeq, a predicted model, not a curated record